AUGGGAGAUGGUUUGAGGAGACCAUUUGCUGCCGAUGAUGAAUUCAGAUUUCUCAGCAGCCGUUUCAGACGCAUUGGACGAGAUUUGAGUUUGACGUGUGCCAAAAUGGAGAAGCUAACUGAACUGGCCAAACGGCGCUCUUUGUUUGAUGAUCGUAUGUUGGAAGUGGAGGAACUGUCACAAGUGAUAAAACAGGAUAUAACGGGGCUGAAUAGGCAGAUAGCAACGCUGCAAGAAUAUUCGAAAAAGAAUGGUGAUUUAAACAAGAGGGAUCAAGGCCACGGGCAUUCCCAGUUGGUUGUUGUUGGGCUUCAGUCGAAGUUGGCUGGUGUGAGCAAGGAUUUCCAAAGCGUUCUGGAGCUUCGCACUGAGAAUUUGAAGCAACAAAAGUCGCGUCGUGAAAAAUUUAGUCAGUGUCAGCCGGUGCCGUCAAGUCUACCCCCAUCUGUCAGUUCUGGAAGUUUGGGCUCAUUCUUGCGGCAGGACGAAAUGAAUGCAUCGUCGUCCGUGGCAGUUGACAUAAAUACACUGGAGCAGCAAAGGCUUCAGCAGCAGGUCUCUCUGAUUAAUGAGCAGGAUUCGUACCUGCAGGCGCGCUCAAGCACAAUGGAAAACAUCGAAAGCAGUAUAUCUGAAUUGGGACAGAUUUUUCGUCAGCUGGCGUCGUUAAUCACAGAGCAAGGCGAAAUGAUCACACGAAUCGACUCGAAUGUUGACGAAACUUCAUUGAAUGUGGAAGCAGCUCACACGGAGCUCGUCAAAUAUUUCCAUUCGAUAUCCCAGAAUCGCUGGUUGAUUAUCAAGGUUUUCGGUGUACUCAUUUUCUUCUUCAUUAUAUUUAUCAUUUUCCUUACGUAA
This is a messenger RNA of Gongylonema pulchrum, 858 nucleotides long. The record is from the annotation of a GenBank genome assembly. NCBI's taxonomy places the organism in Eukaryota, Metazoa, Nematoda, Chromadorea, Rhabditida, Gongylonematidae.